Molecule: messenger RNA, 1404 nt
Organism: Knipowitschia caucasica
Lineage: Eukaryota; Metazoa; Chordata; Actinopteri; Gobiiformes; Gobiidae
Source: the annotation of a GenBank genome assembly
AUGACCCUCCGCCUCCUCUGCUUACUCUUCAUAUCAGUGUCAGUGAGUGAGACAAAGCUCCAGUGUGCGGAGGGGCAGAGCGGGCCCACACAUGAGUCCAUGAAUUCCGUCUUCGACCUCCAGUCUUUUCGACCGGUGGUGAACCUCAGCAACCCGACCAUCGCCAAUAUCUCCUUCACGCUCUACGCCGUGUUGGGAGUGAACGAGAAGGCACAGAUUCUCACCACUUUUCUCUGGCUUCGAUUGUACUGGCACCAUGAGUUCCUCAUUUGGGAUCCGGAUGAGUGUGAUGGCGUUACCAGAAUAUCUCUCCCCGUGAAGCAGCUGUGGUCUCCAGACAUCAUCGUCUAUGAAUUUGUGGACGACGAUGUGUCCCAGGCCUGUCCUUUUGUCUACGUCAACCACACGGGACACAUCCGCUGGGACAGGAUGCUUCGUCUGGUCUCAGCCUGUAACCUGGAGAUCUUCAGUUUUCCUUUUGACAUUCAGAAUUGCACCUUCACUUUUGGCUCUUACAUGCACACCAUUCGAGACGUGCGAGUCAGUCCUGCUCUCACGUUUGAGGAGAUGUCGGUAAACUCCAAGCGUUACCUGGAGGCCAGUGGGGAGUGGGAGCUGGUGGACAUCCUGGGAGAGACCUCCAUCCUGCAGUUUGGCAUCGACGAGUGGGACAUCAUCACAUUCUGGGUGGUCAUCAAGCGCCGUCCGGUCCUGUAUGUGGUGAACCUCCUGAUCCCCAGCUCCUUCCUCAUGAUCAUCGACAUCCUGUCCUUUUACCUUCCUCCGCACAGUGUGGACCGCGCCUCCUUUAAGAUGACCCUCAUCUUGGGCUACACUGUCUUCCUCCUCAUUAUGAACGACCUGCUGCCCAGUACGGCCAAUGGCACGCCCAUUAUAGGUAUCUACUUCUCUGUUUGUCUGGCCCUGAUGGUCAUCAGUCUGCUGGAAACGGUCAUCAUCACCAACGUUCUCCACCACAACAACAUGAAAUACAAGGAGGUGCCAAAGUGGGUGGAAACAGUGGUGCUGAAACACAUCGCUCGCCUCAUCUGUUACCGCUGGCCACAAGAUGUUGCUCCUCCAGCAAAAGAAGAAGAUAAACCCAAUAAUCUUAAUCUCACUUCGAUCCCAUCAGAAACCCAAACAGAAAACAAUGUUCCUGCAACACACCCAGGCGCCUAUGCAGGGCUGUCGUCGCCGCCGGAGCUGCAGCAGAUCUGUCAGUAUGUGGGGGAUCUACGUUCUCAUCUUCACUCUCUGCAGCGGGAGGGCGAGCUUCAGGACCGGUGGUGUCACGUGGGGUACGUGCUGGAUUACCUCCUCUUCCGCAUCUACCUGCUGCUCAUCUCCUGCUACGCCAUGGUCAUCAUCUGCAUGUGGUGCAUCUGGAUCAGCCAGGACUAG